This is a messenger RNA of Agrilus planipennis (emerald ash borer), 1769 nucleotides long. It is a transcript of the gene mrj, whose product is annotated as dnaJ homolog subfamily B member 6. The transcript has 7 exons. Lineage: Eukaryota; Metazoa; Arthropoda; Insecta; Coleoptera; Buprestidae. The record is from RefSeq and is a predicted model, not a curated record. Bases 492 to 1331 code for a protein of 279 amino acids. Gene Ontology annotation, molecular function: Hsp70 protein binding.
GCUCUACCUAGGCUAAUGUGACGAUACAAACUUACUGUGUGCUGUUACUGGCUCUUACUACCGAUUUGUUGCUAUCGAGCGGUCACGUUGGCUGUUGUUAGCAGCGUUUGUUCGUUUCUUCUCGCUUGUGUGUUGUAUGUUUGUUGUGUGCUGCAGCUGUUGUUUGCUCGUUUCAACGGUUAAACUCGAUCUCAAAGAAAUCGACAGUGAUCAUCGUUCCGUAAUAACAAAACUACAACAUUAAUAGCUACACAUAGCUGGCCGUUAUCGUCGUUUAAUUUGCCGUAAUAAUUCGUACAGUUUAAAUUACUUUUGUCCGCGUUUUCAACGCUUAUGUGAUGUGCAGGCUCGACAAGUGUCCCUCCUAAUAAUAAUAAGUGAUCGUAAUCGUCCGCUCACGCAGCCAGUAUCGACUUGGAUUUUAAUUUUUUUCUCCACUGUUCUGGUAACAUUUAAUAACACUGGGGCGCAAGGCAGCACAGGACGCCGCGAUGGUGGACUACUACAGGGUCCUCGAAGUAACACGCGGCGCAACUUCCGCUGAAAUCAAAAAGGCAUAUCGAAGACUCGCAUUAAAAUGGCACCCUGACAAGAAUCCCCAGAAUUCAGAUGAAGCUACCAAAAAAUUUAAAGAAAUCUCCGAAGCUUAUGAAGUGUUAUCUGACGACUCCAAACGAAAAUUAUAUGAUAAUCGGUCAUACCAGAGGACGGCCAAUAACAAGACCUCACGCACAUACAGAAGUUACUUUGAUCCACCUUUCCAUCGUUUCUUCGACAAAAAGAGGCGCAUGUACGACCAGUAUGGAAAGGAAGGGUUGUUGAAUGGUGGUGCACGUUCUAGACGAUACGACGAUGACUACGACAUGGGAAUGGGUUUCGGAUUCGGGUUCACUUUCAGAGAUCCCGAGGAAGUUUUUAGGGAAUUUUUCGGCGGAACUCCGUUUGCUGAUCUCUUUGCUGAAUUAAGCGAUCAUGGUUCAUCACACAGAAGUCGACAUAGAAACGGCCGUAAUUCACAGAACGCGGUCACGUCCCUGUUCAGUCCUUUCGGGGGUUUCGGUCUAGGAUUAAGCGAUAGCCUGAUGGAGAACUUCCUGGCCACUCCGGGCGGCUUCACGUCGUUCAGCAGCGUCAACAGCACCUUCGCCAACGGCUCGCCCGGUUCCACGAACGUCAAGAGGACGUCCACGUCGACGAGGUUCGUCAACGGAAAGAAAAUCACCACGAAAAAGGUGUACGAGAAUGGAAAAGAAACGGUCAUGACAUACGAGAACGAUAUUCUUAAAUCAAAGACUGUAAAUGGAGUUCCUCAGAGCCUGACGUACAGUUAAUUGUGUCACGGUCGGCCCGCUCGGCGGCCCCCCCAUCACACAUCCCUGUUAAGUAACGUAACGUAAAAUUUAUCAUACCCCGUCGCUCUCCCGCCCUUAUUCCCGCGUCCAUUCCUCUUUUUUUUUUUAAUUAAUAUUAUUACUAUUACUAUUACUUUGAUUAUUAUUAUUAUUAUUAUUAUUGUAAAACGAACGAUGAUUAUGAUGAUGAUGAUGAUGAUGAUGGUAACUGUUGUUUAUAUGAAACCCACUUACAAUACGUGAAAUGACUUUUUAUUAUUACAAUAGUUAUUAACUUUUACUAUUAUUAUCGUAAGGACCGACGGAUACAUGUGAAUUUAAAAAUUAUUACUAGUACAUAUUCCAUUUUAGAAAAAACAAAAAAAAAACAGAAAGCAAACAAAAAAAUAACUGUGCGGCUUCUUUCUCGCCAACAAA